AUGGCUCCAGAGAAAACAGCAUCCACCAAAGCCCAGGUAAAGGUAAGGUUUUUCAAACAGUUUAGAACUACCUGUUCAUGCGCUGGGGCCACUGUAACAUAAUUCCACUACAGUACAACAUCCUAACCUAACCCUCAUCUGUAACUCUCUGACAGACUAUAAUAACAGUAUGCAUGUAGCCUACUACAGUAUGUAUGCACAUUUACAGAGUUGAGCAUGUCUGUCUCAGCUUGAGGAGUGAAUUGUUGUUCCAUGUCUCUCAGGACAAUGUGUUUGUCAGAAUCCUAAGCCUACCUGCAGUGAGCUCUACCUGUGAGGUUAUUGAGAGGACCUACACUAGCACCAAGCAGACCCACCCGCUCCUCUGCUCUGUAUGUGGGGUGUAUGAGAGGGGGGCCAGGACCGCCAGCAGCCUGGCAGUGUGGAGCAUCCAGCCUGCCAUCGACCGACUGGAGACCCAGCGUGAGCACACUGAUUCCCUAGUGCUAAUGGUCAUCAAUUUCUGCACUGCACAAAUUUGUAGAAAGUCACCUUGCCUCCAGUCCAGACAAAUAGAUAGGCUGUGUAAUCAGUUAAUUAACCAUAUGUUCAGCUACUACAGUACCAUAGUCUAUACUGCUUCAAACUGCAGUACCAUUACAUGAUUGUGAUUUUCUUCUACUACAGUAACCUGAACAUACAUUACCUCAAAAGUAAUCCUUCAAUAUAUGUUGAUGCUGUGAAGUGCUAUACAUGAAAAGGAGUAAAUGAACUCAUUCUCACUGAGAGGGUUUGCUGUUUGUUUGAUUAUCUGUAGUGACAACAAAGCCGUUGUGCUGUUGAGUCUGGGAAUGUGUCCUGCAGUACGCCUGGGCUAGGGCCAGCUCUUAGUAGAGCCAGGUCUAGUAGACUGAGCCAGGUUUAGAUUACUUGGCUUGACUGUUUCUAUGUUCUACUUGUUGAUGGGCAGAACACACAGUUGUCAUAACUCUCUCUGGGGAUGUUACAUUUCCUGGUUGUGAAAUUGAAUUAACAUUGGAUGAACUCUGUGUCCUGAACUCACAUUCAUGAAUUGCAAAACUGUUCUCUGGUGAUAAGUAGACUGAGAUUUUAUGAUAAAUUGGGCAAUUUAAAUACACUGCUCAAAAAAAUAAAGGGAACACUUAAACAACACAAUGUAACUCCAAGUCAAUCACACUUCUGUGAAAUCAAACUGUCCACUUAGGAAGCAACACUGAUUGACAAUACAUUUCACAUGCUGUUGUGCAAAUGGAAUAGACAACAGGUGGAAAUUUAUAGGCAAUUAGCAAGACACCCCCAAUAAAGAAGUGGUUCUGCAGGUGGUGACCACAGACCACUUCUCAGUUCCUAUGCUUCCUGGCUGAUGUUUUGGUCACUUUUGAAUGCUGGUGGUGCUUUCACUCUAGUGGUAGCAUGAGACGGAGUCUACAACCCACACAAGUGGCUCAGGUAGUGCAGCUCAUCCAGGAUGGCACAUCAAUGCGAGCUGUGGCAAGAAGGUUUGCUGUGUCUGUCAGCGUAGUGUCCAGAGCAUGGAGGCGCUACCAGGAGACAGGCCAGUACAUCAGGAGACGUGGAGGAGGCCGUAGGAGGGCAACAACCCAGCAGCAGGACCGCUACCUCCACCUUUGUGCAAGGAGGAGCAGGAGGAGCACUGCCAGAGCCCUGCAAAAUGACCUCCAGCAGGCCACAAAUAUGCAUGUCUCUGCUCAAAUGGUCAGAAACAGACUCCAUGAGGGUGGUAUGAGGGCCCGACGUCCACAGGUGGGGGUUGUGCUUACAGCCCAACACCGUGCAGGACGUUUGGCAUUUGCCAGAGAACACCAAGAUUGGCAAAUUCGCCACUGGCGCCCUGUGCUCUUCACAGAUGAAAGCAGGAUCACACUAAGCACAUGUGACAGACGUGACAGAGUCUGGAGACGCCGUGGAGAACGUUCUGCUGCCUGCAACAUCCUCCAGCAUGACCGGUUUGGCGGUGGGUCAGUCAUGGUGUGGGGUGGCAUUUCUUUGGGGGGCCGCACAGCCUUCCAUGUGCUCGCCAGAGGUAGCCUGACUGCCAUUAGGUACCGAGAUGAGAUCCUCAGACCCCUUGUGAGACCAUAUGCUGGUGCGGUUGGCCCUGGGUUCCUCCUAAUGCAAGACAAUGCUAGACCUCAUGUGGCUGGAGUGUGUCAGCAGUUCCUGCAAGAGGAAGGCAUUGAUGCUAUGGACUGGCCCGCCCGUUCCCCAGACCUGAAUCCAAUUGAGCACAUCUGGGACAUCAUGUCUCGCUCCAUCCACCCAUGCCACGUUGCACCACAGACUGUCCAGGAGUUGGCGGAUGCUUUAGUCCAGGUCUGGGAGGAGAUCCCUCAGGAGACCAUCCGCCACCUCAUCAGGAGCAUGCCCAGGCGUUGUAGGGAGGUCAUACAGGCACGUGGAGGCCACACACACUACUGAGACUCAUUUUGACUUGUUUUAAGGACAUUACAUCAACGUUGGAUCCGCCUAUAGUGUGGUUUUCCACUUUAAUUUUGAGGGUGACUCCAAAUCCAGACCUCUAUGGGUUGAUACAUUUGAUUUCCAUUGAUAAUUUUUGUGUGAUUUUGUUGUCAGCACAUUCAACUAUGUAAAGAGAAAAAGUAUUUAAUAAGAUUAUUUCAUUCAUUCAGAUCUAGGAUGUGUUGUUUAAGUGUUCCCUUUAUUUUUUUGAGCAGUGUAUUUAAUUGACUCAUGUUCUAGCUUACUUUUUUAUUUUUAUGAACACGCAUGAAGGAAAAUAUUGAAUCUAGAAAUGCAAAAUGCAAUACUUAUGACUUUGCUCACAACCCAUCGGCAAGUGAGAAAAACGUUCUGUUGUAAUGAGUGUACGUAAUGAAGGUACCAAGGCAGAUAGAAUAUUGCAGCUUGCACGGUCACUUAGGUGUGCCAUGGAUAUUCUGUCUCAGGGAGCAUUGCCUAAAUAACAAUGAUCUCAUCUGCAUUUUUUCUAUCUAGCUCCUGGAGAUGUGUUUUAAUAAUGUAUUAUUUGUGAUGAAAUAAGAUCACAGAGUAGAGGUCAAGGACAUCUUUUAAUGUCUUCAAUACUCAAUGAGGUUAUCGGCAGUGUAAUACACAUAAUUACCUUCUCUAAACUCAUUGUAUUGUCUCUAGUUGUUGCUGCCAACAAUCUGGCCUGUAAAGGGCUGGAUCGUCUGGAGGAGAAGAUCCCAGCUCUGCAGUAUCCCCCUGAGAAGGCAAGGAUGCUAUUUUCUGAGUCAAUUUAA
Coregonus sp. 'balchen' is the source of this 3245-nucleotide messenger RNA. The record is from the annotation of a GenBank genome assembly. NCBI's taxonomy places the organism in Eukaryota, Metazoa, Chordata, Actinopteri, Salmoniformes, Salmonidae.